This is a messenger RNA of Anoplopoma fimbria (sablefish), 2140 nucleotides long. RefSeq names its product coenzyme Q6 monooxygenase (gene coq6). Gene Ontology annotation, cellular component: mitochondrion. Gene Ontology annotation, molecular function: 2-octaprenyl-6-methoxyphenol hydroxylase activity; FAD binding; oxidoreductase activity, acting on paired donors, with incorporation or reduction of molecular oxygen, NAD(P)H as one donor, and incorporation of one atom of oxygen. The transcript has 12 exons. The record is from RefSeq and is a predicted model, not a curated record. Gene Ontology annotation, biological process: ubiquinone biosynthetic process. NCBI's taxonomy places the organism in Eukaryota, Metazoa, Chordata, Actinopteri, Perciformes, Anoplopomatidae. The coding region runs from base 138 to 1586 and encodes 482 amino acids.
CACAGCUGCCGUAAUUAGGACACAUUCAAGGGGACCCGUCUUUCUGAGUGACAAACCAAAGUAUACAGACUUCUAAGGUGUUCUGGUCUCUGCUGUUAUAUCCUCGUCUCAUGUGAAGACAGAGUGAAGACGGAAACAUGUACAAGCUCACAAGGGCGACGCUGGCCUUGAAUGGACUGGGUCGGUGUUUAGCUGUAGAUAAGCAUGUGUCUGCUCUGAACAUCCCCUGCCGAAGAUUAGUGUGUGCAGAACACAAGGACGACUCCAGCAAGAAUGAGGUUUAUGAUGUAAUUAUAUCCGGGGGAGGGAUGGUUGGAUCUGCAAUGGCAUGUUCCCUAGGCAUGGAACCCAACUUGGAGGGUAAGAAGAUUCUUCUGCUUGAAGCGGGCAAGAAGAAAGUGAUGGACAAAGUCCCAGACACCUACAGCACCAGAGUCAGCUCCAUCAGUCCAGGCUCGGCCACCCUUCUCAGUGGUAUUGGAGUAUGGGAGCACAUCACAAAGAUGAGGUGCAAGCCCUAUAAAAGGAUGCAGGUUUGGGAUGCCUGCUCAGAUGCCCUGAUCACAUUCGAUAAGGAGGACCUGCAGGACGAGAUGGCAUACAUCGUGGAGAACGACAUCGUUGUGGCUGCACUCACUAAACAGCUGGACAGCCUGUCCGAUAACGUGCAAGUGAAGUACAGGUCCAAGGUGGUGAAGUAUGCGUGGCCCAUGCCCCACCAGGCAGCAGACUCCAUCCCAUGGGUCAAGGUCACGUUGGCCAGCGGAGAGACUGUUCAGACCAAGCUGUUGAUUGGAGCAGACGGACCAAACUCAAUGGUUCGGCGGAGAUUGGGGAUACCAACAGUCAAGUGGAAUUAUGACCAAUCUGCUGUGGUUGCUGUGCUGCACCUAUCAGAGCCCACAGAGAACAAUGUCGCAUGGCAGAGGUUUCUCCCAACGGGGCCCAUUGCAAUGUUACCGCUGUCGGACACGGAGAGCUCUCUGGUGUGGUCAACCAGCCAUCGACUGGCAGAGGAGCUGCUGGAGCUGGAUGAGGAGAGCUUUGUCGACGCUAUCAACUCUGCCUUCUGGAGUAAUGAGAACCAGUCUGAGCUGAUUGAGACGGCUGGCUCUCUGUUCCGCAGCGCCCUGUCGGCCAUCAUGCCAUCUGCAGGUUCACCUCGACAGCUUCCCCCAAGUGUGGCAGGGAUCGGCCCAAAGUCCAGGGUCACGUUCCCUCUGGGCAUCGGUCAUGCAUCAGAGUACAUUAGGCACCGGGUAGCUCUCAUUGGGGAUGCAGCCCAUCGUGUCCAUCCUCUGGCGGGUCAGGGAGCCAACCUGGGCUUUGGGGAUGUGGCUUGCCUUACACAGAUCCUGAGCCAGGCGGCCUUUGACGGGAAGGACCUGGGAGCAAUGCAGCACCUGUUGGAAUAUGAAACUGAACGCCAGCGACACAAUCUGCCCAUGAUGGCUGUCAUCGACCUCAUGAAACGCCUGUACUCCACUAACGCCGCUCCCGUUGUUCUCCUACGCACCUUCGGUUUGCAGGCCACCAACAUGGUCCCAGCGCUAAAAGAGCAGAUCAUGGCAUUUGCAAGCAAGUGAUGCAUUCUUCAUGGAGGUCGCUGAUGGAUCUUCGUAAACUGUGUGAGCUUUAAAGGCUGUAAAAAUGUAGAAUGUAAAACAAAUUAAAUAACAGAUCUAUUUUACUCCUUUGUUUUUUUGGUCUUGUGUGUGCUUUGGUACAAAAUGAAUACAGAUCGACAACUAAAAAUUGUAGCUGUCCCGAGCAUAUCAUAUAUGACAUGUAAAAAGCACAAGGGUUGUUGAUUUAUGUUAAAAUCCUCCACUAUUUUGCAAAUACAGUUCAUAGACCAAGCAGUGAAUUAUCCACCUCUAGUGUAGUGUAAUGUCUAGUGCAUUUAAUAACAAGAAGUCUGUGUUGAUAUAAAAAGUACAAAUGGACAGAGUACAUUUCUCAUAUUUAAUUAAAACAUACAUGUAUAGUAUACACUUGUUUCACUGGAUUUAAUAAAAACAAAUAACAUAUUGUCGGUCAUCAGGUUAUUCAUACUGAUAAACUAUUUAUUUUUGAGCAAUUGUGCAGCAUAAAGUUUUUGCAACAUAGAAGCAGUUCCCGUCAAAAAAAGAUCAUUAAA